Molecule: messenger RNA, 2588 nt
Organism: Vitrella brassicaformis
Lineage: Eukaryota; Vitrellaceae
Source: the annotation of a GenBank genome assembly
CGUAGGUGCACCGAUCGGAUCCAUUCGUCGACCAUUGACGUCAGGGAGCUAGCUAUACAGAGCGCGACAGACACGCACAGACAGAUCCAUGCAGCUGCUGCAGCCAUCAAGGCACAACACACACAUUCAAAAGACAGCGUGCCACGCACUACCUCUGGACACCGCCACACCACUUAGACUUAUCAUCGCAGGCACCAAAAUCGAUAUGACAACCAACACAUGUAUUCGACCCCCCACACGCCGUCCGACCCGCACGCAGCGCGUCCUACGCCCCUGCCAGCGUACGCCCGGUAUGCAGACACCCACCACCACCACCACCACCCCCCCACCACCACACACAUAACUGUUUGGCUGAUACAGCACGCAAGGCGCGGCAGAAAAAAAGGUGCGUCCACACUCUGUGCAGGAAAAACGAAAGGAGUCCUCCAACAGACAGCACGGCCCGGCGUGGGCCGCCCGCCCACGAUAGAAUGCGUGUUUACAAUACACCCACAGACGUGUGAGUACACAGGGGAGAGAGAGAGGGGGAGAGAGAGACUCCGACCGAGGGAUAUAACGCAGAGCGAAACACACACACACAUACACACACAUACACACAGAGACACACACAGACACACACAGAUACACACAGACACACACACACAUCGACGCGGACGGGUGGGUGACACGAAUGACUUCCAUGUGUGGUGCUCGGCUCGACCACAUAGACAGACACGGACCACUCCCCUACGUGUCGCAUCAUUACAAUACACGUGGGGCUCGUAGAGGGAAGGCGAGAGUCCUGAUACGCCACAAAACGCGACGGGGAGGAGAAACACAUCCCCCCACGCCCCAGGGGGAAAGAGGGAUUGAGAGAGAGAGAGACAGAGAGAGAGAGAGAGAGAGAGGCAUAGACGUCGACCGAGAGAUAUCAUGCAGAGCCACACACCCACUCACAGACAGACAGGCGGCACGGACCAGCGUGGACAGAAUGAGUGAGUGAAUUACAAUACACCAACCACCAAAGACAGGCAAAAGUGUGGAGAACGAGACUGAGUAGAUAGUGGACAAAUAGAUCGACGAUGCUCAUGGAAUGGAUGGAUGGAUGGAUGGGCGGCCCCUGCCGGGCCCCUUUGCCCAAUCAACAUUUCGCACAGACCGCCAGCCGACGAGGGAAAAACCGUCAGGCGGCGAACAUCCAUGUGCGAAACACGUACCUCCCCCCCUCCCACCAGCCAUCAAAAACGAUCGGACACACACACACACACACACACACACGAACCAUCUAGUACUAAGUGGGUCACAUGAGCACCACCCACGGCAUGUCCCGCCCCACAUCAAACGAGACGCCGCGCCUCAGGAGCGCCUGAGUGUCCGACCUGCAGCUGCUGCACAUCCAGUGGUGCACCGCCACACUCCGAUUGCUCACAUAAGUCUCCUCGUCAUACUGCGCCGGGGCGAGCAUCGCGCACCCCUGCCAAGCCCACGUCUGGUUGGCAAACGACCUCCUCGGCCUCGGCAGAAUGUCGUCGAAGGUCCUGACGUCGUCCACGCAGUAGCCGGCCAUGAAUCCGUUGUAGGCGGCAUAUUCGCCGUACAACACAUCGAAGUCAGUCACCAUGACGGAGCUCAGCGGAGGCCGUUUGUCGCAUGACGACUCGCGGCCCUCUGCUGCCCGAAAGCUGUCCUCCGUGUCGAGGGCUUUGUGGACGAGAGCGGUCAGCGGUCGGGGGCCGGUGCAGGCCACGGGGUCCUUUUGACAGGUCUUGGCGGCUGUCGCAUUCCCGAGAGCCUGGAGUGUCUGGUUGAGGAACUCGCCGAUGAGCGGAUGCCGGGGGGUCGCGGCGAUCCAUGCGUUGGAGACAAAAGGCCUCGCCUCGUCGUUGAGGUGCUCCAAGAGAUAGACCUACGAGACAAGCACACACACAUCACAGCCAACCGGGCGGCCUGGCUGCUUGUGCAUGUGACUUACGUGUAGCAGGUGCUCUUCGCCGACGAUAAAGUCCUUCCCCUGAGCCUCGGCUUCCUGCAGCAGACCCUCGUAUGGCCUCAGACACUCGUAGUCCAUGUCUUGAUAGACGCCGCCAUAAAUCCACAACACCAGCAAGCGGCCGACGUCCCCGCGAGUGAUGCCCCGCAGCCGACGCCACCUGGCCGAGAAGCCGGGGAAAUGCUCAUCCACCAACAGCCGCAGCGACGAGUCUGUGUAGAAGUAGUGCUCCAUUGUGGGAUUGCGAUAAUGGCACGACCGCAUCCAGCCCUUGAACAUGGUUGGCAGCUCCCGCCUCUUCCACGUCUGGUGGAUGAUACGAGGGAAGGCUGUCGUGCCGCCACAUGCAGCUGCCGCGCUGGAGUGAGGAUCUUCCUCUCUUCGGGUCAGCCUUUCGGCUCGCCAAGCGACAGUAGUCACGCCGUCAGCGCCAACAAAGCCGAUGGGUGGCGCCGCCUCAGGCUGGCGUGCAGGCGGGGCAGAUCUGGCGGAAGAGUAGAAGAAGGCGAUGAGGGUCAGCGAGAUGGCUGAUGUGAUGACGCAGCCCAGCAGGAAGCGGAGGAGAUUGGGCGGGAUCAUGCCCAUCUCGCAUUGGCUUCUUCGGGAUGCUGGGUCGAUG